Molecule: messenger RNA, 1104 nt
Organism: Acanthosepion pharaonis
Lineage: Eukaryota; Metazoa; Mollusca; Cephalopoda; Sepiida; Sepiidae
Source: the annotation of a GenBank genome assembly
AUGCGAAUCUCAGUAACUCUCUUUCUUUCAUUUUUCUCCUCAUAUUUUCUUCUUUCUUUCUUUCUUUCUUUCUUUCUUUCUUUCUUCUGUUUUCUUUUUGUCUUUCUUUCAUUUUCAUUCUUCUUUCUUUCUUUCUUUCUUUCUUUCUUUCUUUCUUUUGUUCUCUUUGAUCUGAAACAGUCACUGUUAUUUUUCUUUCUUUUCUUUUCUGUAAUCUUUUCUUCCAAUUUAUCUUUCUUUCUUCCCUGUUCUCUGUUUGUCUUUCUUUUGUUCUUUUAUAUUGUUUCCUUCUUUCUGUCGUCAUUGUUAUUUUUCUUUCUUGCUUUCUUUUUUGUAAUCUUUUCUUCCUAUUUGUCUUUCUUUCUUUCUUUCUUUCUUUCUUUCUUUCUUUCGUCUUUUUCCACAACGGAUCGAUCUGUCUCUGUCUACAUAGCUCUUUUUCUCUUUUUCACAGACGGUAGAUAUUUCUCUGUCCACCCCCGACUCUCACGCUCAUUCUGCCUCUCUGUCUCUCUCUAUCUUAGUCUGAUCAGAUCUAUCCUUCUAGAUCACCCUCUCUGGAUUUUUUCUGCUCUCUCUCUCUCUCUCGCUAUCUAUCUUAUCUAUUCAUCAUUCUCUGUCAGUUUGUUUCUCUCUCUAUCGCUCUCACUAUCACAAUCAGUCCAUCUCUCUCAUUUCUCUCUCUAUCGCUCUCACUAUCACAAUCAGUCCAUUCUCUCUCUCUCUCUCUCUCUCUAUAUAUAUAUAUAUAUAUAUAUAUAUAUACUAGUCUGUUUAGAUCUCUAUCUAUCUAUUUUAGUUUUUAAUAUUUUUUAUGUUUUUAUCUCUAUCUAUCUUGCCAUCUACCUCAGUAUUUCAAGAUCUCUCUCACGUAAUCUGACUCUCUCUUUCACUCUAUCGGUUCAUCUCUCUCUUUCACAAUGUCAGUUUGUUCAUGUCUCUCUCUCUUUCUUUCCCUCACACACACAUUCUAUCUGGCUAUCUACCUCAAUCUACUCAGAUGUAUCUGAUGCAAACUUGAUAGAAGCCAUCUGUCGGGGUCAUCACCAUUUUGAAAGUAUCAGUUCAGAUAUAUCAAAAGAAACAAAGACAAAAGUCGAAUGA